AUGGAAAAACAUGUACAAAGGAAUGAUCUGACGAGAGAGCCAAAGGCACAUACUCGAGUUGAUUGCAAAGUUGCUUUCAGGGUCCACCGAGUGAUAGGUGAGAAUACAUGGAUUUGCAGAGAGUUUAUCACAACCCAUUCACAUGCGCUCCCUGCUGAUAAUCACAAACAAUUUCUUCGAUCAAAUCGAGUGGUGACAGCAGGAUACGUUGAGACUGCUACAUUGUUAAGGGAAGCUGGUGUUAAGACUUAUCAUAUAUUAUCUUACAUGGCUAUUCAAGUUGGGGGGUACGAGAAGAUGCCCUUCACAAAGUCAGACAUUUACAACAAAAUAUCAAACAUGGAACAAGUGAGACUAUCUAGUUCAGAUGCAAGGCGUGCAAUUGGAUACUUAGAGCAGACAAUGAUGAUCGAUUUUUUGGAAGAUACUCUGUUCAUAAAAGGAACAGACUUCAACACAUAUUUUGGUCAGAUGGACGGGCACAAUUUGACUAUGAGACUUUUGGUCACGCCAUUGCUUUGGAUUCAACCUACAAGACCAAUGCAUAAGGAAAACCACAAUGAAUCAGCAGAAAGCUACAUAUGGGCAGCACAACAAUUUUUAGAGUGUAUGAAUGGGGUUCAUCCAAAGACUGUUGUCACUGAUUCUGAUCCAGCGCUUAAGACAAUGGUGGAGGAGACGAUGCCGGAUACAAUUCAUAGGCUAUGUUAUUGGCACAUGCAUAAUAAUGCAGUAAGUAAUGUCACCGACCCUGGAUUUGCUCAAAAAUUAACGCAACUUGUGUUCAAAUACUACGAGGAAGAGGUAUUUGAGGCGAAAUGGGCCGCUUUGGUGACAGAGUAUAUUCUGGAAAAUACCCGUUAUGCCAAUGACUUGUAUGAAAGACGUAAAAAUUGGGCAGAAACUUUUCUAAGGGGAAAUUUUUUCUGUGGGAUGUCAACUACACAACACAGUGAGGGGGUUAAUGCUCUACUGAAGAAAAAGCUCAACCGAAACCUAAAGUUGUAUGUAUUUGUAAGAGCUGUUGACAUGUCACUUUCCUUAAUUCUAUAUAGAGAGGCCAAAGAUGAUUAUGAUAGAUUGCAUACAACUCCCCAAUUAGGGAAAACAAGCUUCCCUCAGAUUGAGAAGUACCUAUCUAACGUGUACACGAGAAACAUGUAUUACAAAGUCCGAGAGGAGAUGGUUAAGGAGGCAAGAUACUUGAAGGAAAGCAAGAUUCAGACUGAUAAUGGAACUUUGUUGGAGUUAUUAAAAUAUCCAGAAUGCCGGAUAAGAAGGGUAGUCUUAGUAAGCUCUAACAAUAAAUUUUUUGUGUGUGAAUGUCAACACUUUCUAUCUUUCGGAAUACCAUGUCGACAUGUCUUCGCAGCAAUGAAGUAUAUGAAAGUGCAGGAUAUACGCAAGUCACUUCUAGUAACAAGGUGGACAAAAACUCCUUAUGGAGAUGAGAAGGUCGAGACAAAGCAUUAUCGUGAAUGUGAGAAUGCGUCAACAGAAGUGCAGGCUCGAUUUAGUAGGAUAACCACAAAAAUGGCUGAAGUUGCAUACAUUGGGGCUAAAACACAUGAAGCUUACUAUGAAAUUUUACAAUUGUUGGAGAACAUGAGUAUUAGCUUGCAAAAAUAUGAUAAGGUAGAAAAUAAGAGAGGCAGAGAGGAAGAAAAAAUUAAGCAAAAUGAUAUAACUGUAGAAGACCCACACAUCUCAAAGACAAAAGGAAUAGCGAAAAUGCGGGGUUCCAAGGCUGUGAAUAAAAGGAAGUGCACAAUUUGCAAGAAAUCAGGACAUAACAAGAAAAUAUGCCCACAAACAAGGACUAAAAGGGCUGAUGAAGAUGAAGAUUUUGGCAACCAAUAUGAUGACGAGACUGAACAAUCUGAUGAUGUAUUAGAGAGUGACAAUGGUGAAGAAAGGCUAAGUGACGAAGAAAUGUUUGACCAAAGUCAAAGACAAACCAGUACAUUACCAUUAGAAGAUGACAAUGUUGGCCAUAAACAAUAUACUUAUUCCACUCCUACAUCAAUGGAAACUUGGUCGCAGUGGUGGGGGAGUGCAUACUGA
Molecule: messenger RNA, 2064 nt
Organism: Cannabis sativa
Lineage: Eukaryota; Viridiplantae; Streptophyta; Magnoliopsida; Rosales; Cannabaceae
Product: protein FAR1-RELATED SEQUENCE 5-like
Exons: 2
Coding region: 1-2064 (687 amino acids)
Biological process (GO): regulation of DNA-templated transcription
Molecular function (GO): nucleic acid binding; zinc ion binding
Source: RefSeq, a predicted model, not a curated record